AUGAUCAUAUCUUGGUUGCUAGUCUUGUUACUCUACUUUACCAGGGCUACUUGUAACUAUUGUCCGACCCGUAAGACGAUCACUCUGAGUAAGUUGAGGAGGGAAUAAAGCUUAUUUUAGAUCCCUAUGGCCGUCCAAUUUCUUGUCAUUCCUCUUCUGAUUGUCCAAUGUCAUCAAAAUGUUUCUUAAUAAGUGGAUAUUGUUGUGAAGAUCUUACCGUAAUGGCCCCGGAAUGCCCUCAAGAGAUGAUUCCAGUCAAAAUUUCUCAAAAUAAACUUCUACAGUGCAAGAUGACAGACAAAACCACCUGCCCGAACGGCUCUGUUUGUGUUCCAAGUUCAAUCCCAACUGUUGGCCAUUGUUGUGCUCCAGACCCAUCAGAAGGAUGUGCUGUUGGAUCAAGAGUACUAAGGAAAGAUACCUCAAAAGAGGCUAUUUUGUGCAGUCCAUCUACUCAAAGAAAGGCGGAUACUUGUCCGGGGGAAUCAAGUUGUCAAUGGAACUUCAAUCUAAAACAAUAUCAAUGCUGUGAACCGGAUGAUGGUGGGUGUCGUAAUCAACUUGUAUAAUAAAAAAUAGGAUGUCCUCGAAGCCAUCGUCCCAUGCUGGAUGAGCAUUCUGUUGUCCGAGCCUGCGAUCCCUCCAAAAAUAUAAAUUGCCCGAGGGGAGGUGUUUGUUGGUAUAAUUUCUGGCAUGGGAAAUUCCAAUGUUGUCAGCCAAUUGCGGAGAGUAAGCAAUCUGCAGAAUCAAAUAAGUUUUCAGAUUUAUGUCCUGCAAAUAUGGUCGUAUUUUUGAGUCCAGAUGGUCCGAUCUCCUGUAAUUCAGAUUCUGAAUGCCCAGAAAUGUACAAAUGUCAACAAAAUAUUUGUUGCGGCCAUCCUGGAGCAUGCCCUCGGCCUGCUCACAGUCCAGCAAGAGACGAGCACGGUAUAAAUUUGCAUAAUGAACGCUUCAAUUAUGUUAUUUGUCACAAAAUCUUCUUAUUUAAGGGAGAUUACGUCCUUGUUUUGCGCCAGGCUUCGUAGAUUGUCCAGGGGAUUCCUCUUGCGAGCCAUCUAUCUAUCCAAUGGUGGUCAGACAUGCCUGGAAACAACAGCUUUGUUGUGCAAAGACCGUCUUAACGUGUGCUGAUGGAGGUUCUCCUUAUCCGAGCAACAAAGAUCCGAUGCCUUGCGACAAAAGCAAGAUCGAUUCGUGUCCCGUGGAUACGAAAUGUCGAGCGAGGUAAUUUUUUGCUCACUAUUAACACCAAGUGACGUUUCAGUAAUGUUCCUAAAACUUUUAUUUGUUGUCGAACCAAAAUUCUUUCCGCCCAGUUAUGCCCUAAGGGUUGGAUCCUGGAAAACAACCAACUUAAGGUAAGUUUAACAAGGGAAUGGACUUUAUGUGUAAAUCGAUUUUGGCUUGGGACCUAGUCAGAUCGAAAGGUGUGUGGUAGUCGAUUAUUCACUUGGGGGGAAAAUCUCUGCGCGGGGCUUCAAAGCCGAGAAAAUCGGCUUCAAAGUUUGGACGAAAAUCAAAGGAAAGGGAUAGGGAUCCCGGAAAAGAAGCGGUAAAAAGUGUGAAGCAGUGGCCGAGUGGUCAGUGCGCUCGCUUUUUGCGCAAAAGGUCGCAAGUUCGAAUCUGCUUCCAUUCAUAACUUUUUUAGACAAAAACUUCUAUUAUUUUUUUUCCACUGAACUCGAUUAUCGAGGCAAGAAGUAUAUUUUAAACGGAACUUUUCCAUUUUCAACGGCUUCGCACCUUCCCUUUACAGUUUUAGAGCGCAGGGCACACCAUCAACCUGAUGUAUUCAAAAACAACUUUCCAUUAUGUUAACUUUUUUAUCUAUACCCCUUUUUUAAAUGUAUAGCCGGAUUAGCACAAAGAAAGCAAAAGUAAAAACGAUAAAUGAUGAUUUGAGCUUGGAAAGAUUCGAACCUGCAACCUUUUGCGCAAAAGGCGAGCGCACUGACCACUCGGCCACUGCUUCACACUUUUUAUCGCUCCUUUUCCGGGAUCUCUAUCCUUUGAUUUUCGUCCAAACUUUGAAGCCGAUUUUCUCGGCUUUGAAGCCCCGCGCAGAGAUUUUCCCCCAAGUGAAUAAUCGACUACCACACACCUUUCGAUCUGACUAGGUCCCAAGCCAAAAUCGAUUUACACAUAAAGUCCAUUCCCUUGUAAGCUAAUUUAUUGAUUUUAUUACUGUAAUUUAAGUACUGUAAACCGAAUAGUAAUGACUGUUCGAACAGUUGUCUUCUCUCCUCACAAACUCGGCAAUUUAUUUGUUGUUCUCCUUUGAUGAGAGCCCAAUCGAGACUAAAACAGCUCAGUUUGGUCACUUCUCUCGAUCGGGAUUACACGUGCCCUCUACAAUAUGUUGGCCCUGAGAUUCUGAAUCGCCAAGAACGUCAGUGUUUUUCCCCAGGGACCAGAGGCGAAUGCAGUGCCGGCUUUAUUUGCGCAACAUCCCUGGAAGAUGGGAAUGUGAACAUCUGCUGUGGCCCUUCGGAUAAUCAAAGGGACGAAUCCAGAUUCAGAUGUCCCAAUCCUGGCCAAAUAGAAGUUUUGGAAAACGGGAGGAACAGAUUCUGUGACGCCUACAGCAAUGAUUGUCCCAGGCUGUAAGUGAAAAGCAACUUCUUUGUUACAAGUUGCAGAUCCACUUGUCAAUCAGCGUUGAAUUCUUAUCAGAUGAUGAUUUGUUGUUUCUCAGCCACCUCGGAGACUCCUCUUUGUCCAGCUGAUAGCAUUCCUCAGCCAUCUACCGCCGGAUUUGUCCCUUGUGAUCUUAAUCGAGGGAAUCAGUGUGAUAAUGGGUAAGAUGGAUGUCAAGAUAGACAUUAACCUUGCUCUAGAUACAUCUGCAUCCCUUCGGCCAAUCAGCCUCAAAGUUCGGUCUGUUGUUCCCGAGUCAAUUCGAAUGCCCAUAUUUGUCCGAAUCAGCAGUCAUUGUACCUGGUAUGAUGAUAAUAAUUAUGCUAAAAUUAAUUUACAGGAUAAUGGACGUCCAAGGAUCUGCACUCCUCAGCAGAUCAACCCCUGUCCCACUGGGUUUACUUGCUCUCAAUCUGUUGCAAACUCGGGAACUUAUAUUUGCUGUUCUUUGCCAACCACCGCUACCUGCCCGGUUAGUUAUACGGUAGUUAUUGGAGUAAAUGGGCCGGUAAGUUGCCAAAAUGCUGUUUUUACCAUGAACCACAGAUUCAUUGUAAUGUCAACAAUCAAAACGACUGUCCGGCUGACAGUCAGUGUCUCCGAUCACCGAAUCAAGUCCAAAGUGCAGUUUGUUGCCAAUCAUCAAAUGCUCCCCGGGUAUGCCCAGAGGGCAUGUCAGCUUUGCUAUUGCCCAACAAUCAGAUAGAAAGAUGCACCGGCCCUGGAAGUACGUGCCCCGUAAGUCGAAUCAAAUAACUUUAGAUCUUCCAGGUGUCUGGCUAUACAUGUCAAUUAUCCAAUUCUUUGAGCGCCUGGGUAUGCUGUGGCCACGGUCGCAGUCAAGUGUUAUGUCAAAAUGGAGAUGUCCCUUACUCUCAACAGUUCGGUAGGUUAAGCAUCAAGUGUUUCACCCAUCCAGGGACUCCAUUUCGGUGCAAUCUGUUCGCCUUUCCAAGCGAAUGUCCAGUUAACUAUGUUUGUCAAAGUUCAAGUCAAGCCAAUACGAAUGUCUGCUGUCCCAGCAAUUCACCUGGCCCUAAUCCAACUCCUGAGCCAUUUCCUCCAUUUGAACCGACGCUUCGGCCGCCUGCUGCCGAUCUCACAUGCCCCACGGGAUGGAGUCCGUUCGAGGAUUCAGAAGGCGCUUACCAUUUCUGCCAGCAUCCCCUUGAUCGUCAAUGCCCGCAGGUUCGUUGAAUAUUAUGUAUAUGUUUCGGGACAAGAGUUGGAGCAGUUUGGAUUUUCGCGUCAAGACAUUUCCGGAAUUUGGACACUUCCGGAAUAGCGGAACACUUCCGGAACCGGGGAAAAAUCAAAGAUAAGGACUAUCUGAAUAGAUUGACCGUUAUUAAUUUCGGGUUUUUUUCUGAUUAUUACUUUUUUCUUAUGUAGUAAUGUUAAAAAGUAACUUUUUGAAAUUUUUCUAAAAAUACUGGAUUUAGGGGUUUUCGAGGUUGCUGAUUUCGAAAAUCGUGUUCAUUUUUUCUGCACUUUAUAAUAAUAGGUCACAAUCAGGACUUAGAUCGCGACUCGCGACCGAGGUCAAGGAGGUUGCCAAAAAUUACCCGAAAAUGUUCUCAAUGCUUGACUAUGAUGGUCACGACACUUUCUUUAGGUCAGGUCGUCACCUAUCUAUUGUACAGGGUGGGGCAUCUUUGUGGCCCGAUUUGAAUUGACUAUAACUUCUUUAGUUUUUGGCCAAAUUUUAAAAUUCUUUUUUUCCCUGAAUCGUCAGCCAACCCCAUUUUGUUUGAUACCAAAUAUGUUAUACAUAGGUGAGUGUCAUCUACAGUUAUUGGAUUUAUUCUUGGAGUUCAUUUUUUUGGUCGUUUUUCGGUUGUUUUUUCGGUCUUUCCCGGUGUGUCCGAAAAUGGAGUCCGGUGUGGAAGAAAAGGCUUGGUCUGUGGUUUGGUAUAGCAAGUACGGUUCGGCGCUAAAUUUUCAAAUGGGGAUACCGCAUGAAAUACGGACGUAAUGCCUAACCUCCAGGUCGCAAGACAAUUCGACGUUCGUGGAAUAAGUUCCUUGAGACUGGCAGCGUUAACAGGAAACAAAAAAAGCAGGAAAGAUGAGUACGAACGGAGCUGAAAAUUUAAGAAGUUUUGUCAAAAUUCCGAGAAAAUCCGCAUAUGAGUACACCAAGUUUGGCCAGAACCGAGGGAAUGCCUUCACCAAGGACCAUUCGACGAACUCUGGAGGUUGAGCUUCACUUUUUGUUCUUAUUCUCAUCGUCGAUUUUCGGGAGGGGAAAUUCCACCGUAUUUUUCUUCCGCACCGUACUCCAUUUUCGGACACACCGGGAAAGACCGAAAAAACAACCAAAAAACGACCGAAAAAAUGAACUCCGAGAAUAAAUCCGAUAACUGUAGAUAUACACUUACUAUGUAUAACAUAUUUGGUAUCAAACAAAAUGGGGUUGGCUGACGAUUCAGGGGAAAAAAGAAUUUUAAGAUUUGGCCAAAAACUAAAGAAGUUAUAGCCAAUUCAAAUCGGGCCACAAAGAUGCCCCACCCUGUAUAAUAAUAAAGUGUAGAAAAAAUCGACAUGAUUUUCGAAAUCAACAACUUCGAAAAACCAUAUUUUUAGAAAAAUUUCAAAAAAUUACUUUUCAACAUUACUAAAUAUAAAAGUAACCACCAGAAGAAAGCACAAAUUUUUAGUUUCAAAAAAUACCGUAUACUGGGGUUACGGUAAUUACAACUUUCAGAAAUAUUGAGCUGGUUUGUAAAAACGCGUAGAGGUAAAAUAAUAAAAUCUCACUGUUUUACGUGUUCAACCAUGGUGAGAAUAUAAUUGAAUUUUUUUGUGGGAUGUGGCAAUUAAAUUUAGGUUUACUGUAUGAUCAACAUUCAAAUUAGUGUUUAAGCACUUGGUACUUCUGUAAACUUUGCUUUUUUUAAAUUUUUUCAUCGAAUUUGGCGACUUUGUUUUAACCGGAAACACAAAGAUUUUCGAAGUCCGGGAAAUCCAAUUGAAAAUCUUUGCAAAAAUUUUCUAAGUUUCACCGGGUGUCCUGAAAACACAAACAGUCCAUCUUGAGACUUGUAGAGGUCGUUGUAGACAGCAAUCUGCUUUACAUUUCUUUAAAACCGAAAUCUUCUAGGGGUUUUCAUGUGCACAAUCCUCAGUGUCAGGGGUGUUCGUUUGUUGUCGUCUUGCAUCCAACUUGCAAUGCAGUACUCCAAACAUAACUCCCUACAUCAUCAACAAUGCCCCUCGUCUCUGCACCCUCUCCAAUACGAUCCCCAACCCGUGUCCUCUCAAUUUCUCAUGUCAACCUUCCAAUGUGGCCCAAGUUCAUAUCUGUUGUCCCAUCAAUUCUAACAUCAGACCGCUCCCAGCAAUCCAAAUUAACCGCCCAGUCCAAUCAUCUUACUAUGGGAAUCAGAUCAUGUGCAUGGAUGGCAGUAUCCCGGCUUAUGUGGGGCAAGAGAUGGUUCAAUGUAAUUAUUUGAACACCCCUGAUUGUUGUCCUCCCACAUACAUAUGUGCAUUGUCCACCCAAAGAGGGAUCAAUGUGUGUUGUCAUAGUCAGUUACGGUAAGAGGAAGGAUUACGGUAGAAAAUGAACAGAUCUUCAGCCAGAUUAUCUAGCCGCAAGGAGGUCAGGAAUAUAUGUCCGGAGGAUAGUAUUCUUGUUCCGGAUGGAGAUAACCAAUGUUUUGACUCGAGAGAAUGCCCAGGAACUUCUACAUGUCAUCCUGAGCCAAAUGAAAUCAGAGGACAUUGCUGCCAACAACUGGAAUGUAACGAAGAUUACUCUUUAAGAUUGCCUACUCAGAGAUGUGUAGAAGAUGGAGAAUGUGGAGAAAAUGGGAAAUGUCAGGGAGUUCCUGGACUGGAAGGUGAGUCAUAUAAAGUAAUCUCUUCUACAGAAUUCAGAUGUCCGAGUUUGUUGUAUUCCUAAUUUUGAGAAGAAACACAGAUGUCUCGGCCGAGGUACCUUCCUUCAUUCUGGCCAUAGUAUCUUCUGCACUGCAAAUGAGGAUUGUCCUGCAGAGCACGAAUGCUCUAAUUCGACUACAACAGGAAGCUCUAUUUGUUGUGCAAGCUCCAAAACUCAUGAUUUAUGUCCGGAGAACAGGUAAGUCGUCAAGUCUCUUGAUCAAAUAGUUUUCAGGAUACCCUAUAGGAAUGUUAAAGACGAUCAGCCAAUUAAAUGUGCUGUUACAGAGCUUUCAUCGGCUUGUCCCACUGGUUACGUCUGCAAAACAGGGCCCUCCGGGGAUUCGUUUUGCUGUUCUUUUAUCGCGUUUUGCCCUCCGGGUAAAGUCCCGGACAUUGACGAAAGGUUAAAUCAUGCCAGAAGGUAGGAGGGCUGUGCUAAUAAACAGAAAAUUACCCUCAUUGUAGAUGUCGGAAUAGUUCCGAUUGUGCUCCUGGGUAUUCUUGUGGUCCCUCCUCUGUGGAAUUAAUACAAAUAUGUUGCUCAUCAAAGACGGCGUUCGGCAUAAGGCAGCAGUCCCAAACCGACGAUUACAAACUCUGGACGAUAAUGGAAGGAUGA
Molecule: messenger RNA, 7144 nt
Organism: Bursaphelenchus xylophilus (pine wood nematode)
Lineage: Eukaryota; Metazoa; Nematoda; Chromadorea; Rhabditida; Aphelenchoididae
Source: the annotation of a GenBank genome assembly